CUACGCGUAAGGUGGAGGAGGGGGUUGCGUUUUUUACUUCAUCAGUAGAAGUCAAGACGUCAAAUAGUAACCAGCUCGUCAACCUGUUGCAGUGCUGUUUCUUCCAUCAAUCGUGCCUUUCAAUUGUUUCGUCAUCUUUUGUGAUUUAGCGACUAAGCUUAUAAUAAUCAUUUGAAAUGGAUGGUCAACCACCGGGUUAUUACGGUCAUAAUUGGGAAACCACCAACAGCCAAGAAAAUGAAGACAUGUCAUUUGAUCUUUUUACUAAUUCACAAACUCAAAUAAUUCAAUCAAUAAUGGUUGAGAAUCCGUCAAAUUAUGUUGAGCCCCAGGUUGCUCCUAUUGAGUCAGAAAAUACUUACAUCUGUCAUAACACAGACUCAUACCACAAUUUUCCGCAUCAUCAACUAGCAGAAACAACUGCCUAUCCCAUUAACAAUUGCCCUGGCAUACCGAUAAACACCAGUCCAACUUUUGAUGUCUCUAAUGGAGUGCCAGCAAUGGAAUUGUGGCCGGGAGAUCAAAAUUUCAAUGUUGAAUUUAGUAAAGCUCAAGAUAAAACUAAAGCAACACCAUGGAUAUAUUCCACAAAACUGAAGAAGCUGUUUGUUAGUAUGGAUAAGGCCUGCCCAAUUUCCUUUAGAAUGGAUAACCUUUCACAGGAAUAUCACAGAUAUUGCAUUCGGGGACAAAUGGUGUAUUCAAAGGCUGAUCACUUUCAAGAUCCCGUUGAACGGUGCCCAGCCCACAAGGGGACUGGUCCACCGUUGCCCUAUACACCACAUGUAUUGCGUUGUGAAGACAAUGAUUCAACAUAUGUCGAUUACAAUGAUAUGCGGCAUUCGGUUGUCGUUCCACUGAAGCCUCCUGCUCCCGGGACCCAGUCAGUGUCAUUGUGUUACAAAUUCAUGUGCCUGUCUAGCUGCCAAGGAGGCUUGAACCGACGACCCACCAAACUGAUCUUUACAUUAGAGUCCUUGACAAAUUUACAGGUUGUUGGACGGUAUGCCUGUGAUGUUCGUAUAUGUAGCUGUCCCGGUCGGGAUAUUAGGGCUGAAGAAGCAAGGUUUGAUAAAAUGCAUUCACAUGAUCCCACUGCCAACGAAACAGACUCUUCAAACUUGAUUCCUAUCGAGCUUCCUUCAAUGGCUCAGUUGAAAGGAAAAAUUAAAAAAAGAAAAGCUGUUCUUCCUCCUCCUCCUCCUCCUCCUCCUCUGGUCACGCAAACAGAUUCGACAGAAGACGAUGACGGAAUCUACAACUUGAACGUCAAUAUUAAAGGACUAAAAAAUUUCAACUUCAUCAAAGAUAUUAUAAGUCGUUUUCAACAUGACUACGAUGGCUUUCCCCCCGCAAACAAUGAUCAAGAUAAUUAUGCUGAUACUGGGAAACGUUUUAAAAAAGAGGAGCCUUAAAUCGUGAAGUCUUCCCUUAAAAAGAGUCGUUUCAAAAUACAGUUUUAUUCUUUUUUAAUGUUUCUGAAUUAUUGGCAUGAUGAUUAAAAUUAAAUCGAUUUUUCACGAAUUCAUUUAACAGCGUGUAACUCUGUAACAUGCCAAUGAUGUGCCGAAUAAACUUAGUAUGACUAAAAGAAA
Messenger RNA from Daphnia pulicaria, 1595 nucleotides. It is a transcript of the gene p53, whose product is annotated as cellular tumor antigen p53-like. The coding region runs from base 177 to 1415 and encodes 412 amino acids. Gene Ontology annotation, molecular function: RNA polymerase II cis-regulatory region sequence-specific DNA binding; DNA-binding transcription factor activity, RNA polymerase II-specific. Gene Ontology annotation, cellular component: nucleus. The transcript has 6 exons. The record is from RefSeq and is a predicted model, not a curated record. NCBI's taxonomy places the organism in Eukaryota, Metazoa, Arthropoda, Branchiopoda, Diplostraca, Daphniidae. Gene Ontology annotation, biological process: regulation of transcription by RNA polymerase II; apoptotic process.